AUGGCCUUCUCAAAGACUCUGCUCCUCGCCACCGCCGCUAUGGCCAUGGGCUCGGCUGUCUCUGCUCAGAGCAGCACUACCGCUUCGUACGACCAGGUGGCUCAGAUUCAGCUCACCUUCCCUGCUGCUGAUCUUACUCCCGUCCCCGUCCCCGCUUCGUGGCUCGACAUUCAGGGUGUCCUCAACGUUACCUUUGGCGAUGUAGCUGUCUCCAACAUUGGUGACAAGCUCACUGUCGCCCAGGUGCAGACCGCCCCCACCUUCCGUAUCAGCUCCCAAACUGCCGCCGCUUCAAGCGCUGCCACUUUCGGGAACAACAAGAAGUUCACCGUCGCCUUCGUUGAUGGCGGUGUUGCAGGCAAGAACACUUCAACCGAAGUCUUCUGCCACUACCUUGGCAACAACUUCACAUGGGACUCGAGCAGCGGUCAGCUGCGCAACCAGACCGCUGCUCGCGUUGCUUACGGUGCUCCCUUGCCCGACACUAACGACGGUCCCCACCGAUACAUGCAGCUCGUCUUCCAGCAAUUUGACAACUUUACUGCUCCCGCUAGCCCCGCUGCCAACGCUCCUAUUCAGAGGCUCCAGCUGCAGGACUACUACAAGAACGCCAACGGUGGACUCGGCAAGAUUGUCGCUGCUAACUACAUCCAGAUCGAGGUGGGUCAGGCUAGUGCUCCCAGCUCCACUUCAGCUGUCUCGCAAGCUAGCAUCACCGCCCUCGCUGCAAGCAAGAGCAGCGCUGCCGCUUCCAAGACUGGUUCGUCGUCCGCUCCCGGCUCCACUGGAUCUGGCAGCUCGUCCUCGGGAAGCAGCGCCGCUUCGACUGUGUUUGGCAGCGUUUCGAUGGCUGGUAUUGUCGCUAUGGGCUCGGCUGCCCUUGCCGGUGCUGCCAUGCUCUAG
Molecule: messenger RNA, 903 nt
Organism: Mycosarcoma maydis (corn smut)
Lineage: Eukaryota; Fungi; Basidiomycota; Ustilaginomycetes; Ustilaginales
Exons: 1
Coding region: 1-903 (300 amino acids)
Source: RefSeq, a predicted model, not a curated record